AUGACACUCUUUUCUUCCCUAACCCCAGUCUUUAUAGCCAUUAUAUGUAUUUUGAUUGGGGUAAUACUGAAGACUAACAAAGAGAAGGAAAAACAUGAGACUAAAAGCAAGCCUGUCUCUCAUCCGUGGGUGGAUGAAGAUUUAAAAGAUGGUACUGGCCACCACUUAGAGGAAGAAGAGAUGGAUGGAGAGUGGCAAGGACUUGAGGAAAAUGUUGCCCAUGUCCCCUUCUCUGUGGAGCACUACACUGAGGCUGAAAUGAUUAAAAGGUCGAAGAUGUUUUAUGAGCUUCUUAAUAAGAGGCGGUCUGUCAGGUUUCUUAGUGAUGAGCCGGUCCCCAGGGAGGUUAUCGAUAAUGUCAUCAGAACAGCAGGUACUUCACCCAGUGGAGCACACACUGAGCCCUGGACCUUUGUGGUAGUGCAAGAUCCAUAUUUAAAGCAUAAGAUUCGUGAAAUUGUAGAAGAAGAAGAAGAAAUCAACUACAAAAAAAGGAUGGGAGACAGAUGGGUUAAUGACCUGAAAAGACUGAGGACAAACUGGAUCAAAGAGUACUUGGACACUGCUCCAUAUCUGAUCCUCAUUUUCAAGCAGGUGUAUGGGUUGCUUCCCAAUGGCAAAAAGAAGACUCACUACUACAAUGAAAUCAGUGUCUCUAUUGCCUGUGGUAUCCUUCUUGCUGCACUGCAGAACGUGGGUCUGUACACAGUGACCUCCACACCCCUCAACUGUGGUCCCCAACUCCGGGUGCUGCUCCAGCGCCCGGCAAACGAGAAGCUACUCUUGUUGCUCCCUGUUGGCUAUCCCAAGAAAGAUGCUACUGUGCCUGCGCUGACCCGAAAGCCACUGGAGGACAUCAUGGUAGUCAUGUGA
This is a messenger RNA of Nestor notabilis (Kea), 873 nucleotides long. It is a transcript of the gene IYD, whose product is annotated as iodotyrosine deiodinase. The transcript has 5 exons. The record is from RefSeq and is a predicted model, not a curated record. NCBI's taxonomy places the organism in Eukaryota, Metazoa, Chordata, Aves, Psittaciformes, Psittacidae. The coding region runs from base 1 to 873 and encodes 290 amino acids. Gene Ontology annotation, molecular function: oxidoreductase activity.